AUGGCUGAAAGCGGCCAGCUUCCCUUCAGAUAUCUAGUGGCCAAACAUCUAACAUCCAAAUCUCUCCGCUGGCUCGCCAUCGGAGGUAACAGCGAUGCUCCAUUAGUAUCUCGCACCAACACUCUACUCCUAGAACUUACUAACUCUACCCUUCCAUCCAUCUGCCAAAGAAGAACCCCCGCCUUUCGGUAUUGGACCGAGAAAACACCAUCCGUCGAUCUGUCCUUGUCCCUUAAUAUCAAAGCCGGUCAACACUCUAGCACAGUCCUACCCCACUUCUACCAACUCCUCGACAGAAAAUACAAGACGACCACCCACAUAUACACCGACGGCUCUAAGACUAUUGAUGACAGAGUCGGUUGUGGCAUUGAUGACCCCUCCGAUAAACGAAGCAUCGCCUUACCAACCCAGUGCUCCGUUUUCAGCGCCGAAGCAUAUGCCGUAUUGAACGCCCUCCAGAAUACCCAACAAAACCAUUCAACACCUCCAACCAUCUUCUCCGACUCAGCCAGUGUGCUGAAAGCCGUAUCCAAGGGCAAUAUUAAACACCCCUGGAUUUCAUCCAUAGCUAGCGAAGCUUUAAACAAAAAAGCAACCCUAGUUUGGAUUCCUGGACACGCCGGUAUACCCGGUAACGAAUCUGCAGACCGGCUGGCCUCAAUAGGUGCCAAUCUCACCCCAUCACAAAUAUCUAUCCCCCAACAAGAUGCCUAUCGUUACACCUCCAACCAACUUUCCCUAGCCUGGGAGAGAGACUGGGCAAACAACCGGACAGCCAAACUAAGGGAAGUGAAGAACUGCCCCCGAAAAUGGAUCGACCGGCAAAACCCCAGAGAGAGAACUGCCCUAACCCGAUUACGGAUUGGCCACACCAGGCUAAGUCAGUCCUAUCUUCUUGAUAGGGACAACCCUCCCAUCUGCCCUUCGUGCAGCUGUGUUGUCUCCGUCAAACACAUCCUUGUUGACUGCUCUAUAUACGAAGAGCACAGAGCAGAGCAUCAAUUAGCUAGCAGCUUAAGGCAAAUACUUGCCAAUUGCCCCGACGAAGAGAAAAAGCUAAUAAGUUUCCUUGCAAGUACAAACCUCCUGCCCGAAAUUUAA
Uranotaenia lowii is the source of this 1101-nucleotide messenger RNA. RefSeq lists its product as uncharacterized. Bases 1 to 1101 code for a protein of 366 amino acids. Gene Ontology annotation, molecular function: RNA-DNA hybrid ribonuclease activity; nucleic acid binding. The transcript has a single exon. Gene Ontology annotation, biological process: DNA replication, removal of RNA primer. The record is from RefSeq and is a predicted model, not a curated record. Lineage: Eukaryota; Metazoa; Arthropoda; Insecta; Diptera; Culicidae.